CAGAAAAAAAUYACUUCCUCCCCCACAUGCACGGUGGAGUGAUUUCAGUGUUCCACACGAAGAGAAMAAACCGCGAAGAUGGGAUUGUGGAAGGCUAGUUCCAAAAGUUUCCUAGCUUUCACCUUCUUCGCCGGAUACAUUUCAACAAUCAUCAAUCUCAGAUUGUCGAAUGAUCGAAUUCUGAAGCACAUCGAUUACGACGAUUKGGAAAAUUUCGCUGCAACUAAGAAGAACGGAGCGAKUAUUACACGAGGGACACUAUGGGAUAGCAAACGUGAUGGUGGCAUUUACAAACGUGAUGCAUCCAAAGUGCAAAGAAGACAGCGUACUGCCGACGAAGCUGACACAAUUAUUGCGAACCCCGCGUACUCGGACUUGAAAGAAGAAAUAGCAUCAAUGGUUGCAAACCAAACCUGGGUUUUCAAAACAUCCUACGAACAAUCCAUAAUCAUAGCAGGAAAGGRAAAGACGCAACUAGUAUCAGAACGACCACCCGGUGCUACCWCGAAAUUGGUCUGUCGCGAAACAUGCUGCGUCGAACGCGUCUGGAUCAGCGCAAACCAAGACGACCGAAAGCUUCUAAACUGGAGAAACGACAUAUACGAGCUGGGAGACGUUAUGAUUCAGCAGUUUGAAAACGACGACGCAUCGUUGCAUGCUACUAAUUUACAUUCGGAAGAUUUGAUCCCGUGUUUUGUUCCAAACACCAUUAUUUCCGUGGAUAAUUUUGGCAAGUCCAUCGAUUACUUYUGGCAGCAAAUCCGGCCAAAAAUAAAGGUUCCUUUUUUGUUGGUGACCGGUGGAUCGGAUAUGAACUCUCCGUACUUCACCAAAAACCAUGCAACAAUACCUGGAUACAUUGCCGAUCCAUUGUUGCUCAAAUGGUAUGGCACSAAUCCCCKAAGACACGAAGGCGAUCACCCCAGUCUGGAACGAUUCCGCGAGUUUAGUGCGUCGAAAUUCCGUCCCUUGUUAUCCGGUCUGAGUUAUCUGCAUCCCCAGGAACGCUACCUAUCGGCGUACCUGGGAUUGACGAAUUAUACCAACCCGUUUUCUGAGCCUCUCAUGAAACAACGGUUUUUCGCAAAAUCGGCCGAYMAUGCCAUCGACUUUGAACAAGACGUCUUCGUUCAUUUUGGAAAGAAAAAGAAUCCUUUCCGAAAACGUCUUUGGAAUAUCCUCUGUCCAAAUACGAAAACCAAUACCACCUCGUGCGGUGCGGAAACAAAUCGUGCUCCUCUUCAUGAAAUCUAUGUCGACAUGACGAAAUCAAGAGGUAGUUUGGGACAGGGCUACAAAUUUGGAAUAAGUCCACCGGGGAUGGGCUACGAUUGUUAUCGCCAUUACGAGAUGUGGUAUCUCGGYAUCAUUCCAGUGAUUUGGGAUAGAGAUCCAGAGAGCUACGARCUCUACGAGAACCUACCAGUGCUGCAACUGACUGCAGAUCAACAGAAGGUAUUGAAUUCUCGACAAGAUUUUGCCRGUGUCCUACAAGAGUUCUUGGAAAGCACAGAAUUUCGCRAUGCUGUUUCGAACGGAACCUACGAGCGCGGUUGGAACAGGCUCUUUCUCGGAGACAAACGCCGAGCAAUACUGAAGGACUCGGGCCGUGCCACCGUAGUCGACGAUACAAGUGGCACGGAAUAUUAUCCCGCCUACCGGUAUUUCUUGAGGGAAGACGUGUCCAAAGAAAAUGGGCCAAUCUCAAACRCCAGACGGGCAUCGGGGAAGGCAGACGAUCGCUCUGUGUAUUGUUACCAUGCCRAUGCCAACUGYGCGGUUCGUGACGGCGACGGUGGGGAUCGCAGUGUCGACUGGACGGACGAUCCGAAUCACGAGUACAACACCGUGGAUCAGGAAUGGAUAAAUCAAUGGGAAGAAACAAAAUGAACCCACAAGAACUAUCACGAAGCGAUCAUCGUGCUCKAAAGAAAUCUUUCCGACGGAAGUAACUCUAAAACCAGGCAACUUCAUUGAGACAUCAAUUGUCGUGCACGCGCAUUACAU
This is a messenger RNA of Pseudo-nitzschia multistriata, 2007 nucleotides long. NCBI's taxonomy places the organism in Eukaryota, Bacillariophyta, Bacillariophyceae, Bacillariales, Bacillariaceae. The record is from the annotation of a GenBank genome assembly.